AAUUCACAAGGUCUAACAUAAAUAGAUUGUUUACACUGGCUAAUCUCUGGGAUGAAAGAAAGGAAAACAUUAAUGAACAAAAACUAUAUAGAGAAUUAUGGAGAGUUGCACGAAAUAUCACGCAAAAGGCAGUUCAACUUCAUAGACAAGAU
Molecule: messenger RNA, 152 nt
Organism: Racocetra persica
Lineage: Eukaryota; Fungi; Glomeromycota; Glomeromycetes; Diversisporales; Gigasporaceae
Source: the annotation of a GenBank genome assembly